AUGCCCAACAAGUUCUCCUUCGACGACUCAGCCUUCGAUAGCUCACCGCCGUCAACGCCCGGUCAAACUCCGCAGAAGAAGUCAUACUAUCCCUUCGGCGAAAACCCAUCAACGACGCCAGCCGGCCCUCCACCCUCGUCCGCUGCUUCCUUCACACCCCAAGGUGCUCCCUCCGAGUCUUAUCUCGGAAGCUCCUUGUUGCAAGGCGUCACUGCGCAGAAGCCCUUUGGCUUCGGCGGUGCCAGUUCAAAUGGGCCUAGCAAGAACCUCUUUGGAAGAAGCGACUCUGCCUCGGCGCAACCACUCGGCCGGUCGAUUCUGCAGAACACCAAACCCACGACGAGACAGCCAUCGGCACUGAGCCGGGAACUUGGCGCGGGAAAGAGCGACAUCACCUACGAUAACCGGAAUGGCAGGUAUAUGAUACCCGACAGCUCGGAGGAAGAGGAAGAGGACGAGGAUGAGGAGUACGACGAGCGCGAUGUCGCCGACGCGGAGAUGGAGCGAUACCUCGAAGCCGAUAUUGGGGACGAAGACGGGGAUGCCGAGGCGGACGACGAAGAGGUCCAGGACGAUGACGAUAUAUUCCUGAACAUGCGGCACAGCACCCGCAACGAUGAGGAUCUAGCCUACUCAGACGAAGGCGAAGGCGGCAUAGGCGGCGAAGAGUCGGAUCUUUUACUGCUCAAUACGCCAGCGGCAACGGAGCGAAUGCGCAGGGAAGCCCAGGAUAUCUUCCGUGCCUCGUCCAUGCGUCGCUCAUCGGGCAACAGACGGACAGAAUUCAAGUUCUCCGCAAUCGCAAAGGAUCUGUACAAGGAACUGGGCAUGGCUCAAAUCAACGAGUCGUCAGGCGUCGUUUUGAAGACGGAAGACCUGAUCAACCAGCUUUACAACGAAGGGAUUGGUGCGCAGGAGGACCCCGAUCAACUCGACGUCUCGCUCGCCAACAUUGUUUAUCCUCUGGUGGACCUCUGGAACGACUUUGCCGACAGUUUACCCAUGCCGGAGGGAGAGCACAUUGCCGAGAUUGGCCCCGGUCCCGAAAGCGAGCCAUUCACGAAGGCUGCCUAUGUUGCCCAGCUAGUGCUUCAGAUGCACCACACUCGUUUCGCAAACCAAGGCACCGUCGAUACCGAAGCGCCGCCACUGCCUUACGUUCUGUUCCGAUGGAUCGAGGAAAAUCACAACAUUUACCCCGAGCAGUACGAAAUCGUCAUGAACCACAGGCCGAGCCCGGCGUGCCACAGCCUCUUCUGGCCGACACUGCGAAGCGCUCUCAUCCGUGGCAAUGUCGAACUUGCGUCAAAACUGUUGAGGAAUGCUGGAUGGGAGUCCGUCAAGAAGGGUCCUCGGGCUGAUUUUGCGUACUCUGGCAAAGCUCUCGAUAAUCUGCAACGCGCCGUCGGUAUUGCGUGCGAGGCACUCGACAUGUGCCCAAUCACCAAGGGCAAUUGGGAUAUCUUCAGCAGCGACUGGACCUUGUACCGCAUCCAGACAAAGGGCUCACUAGACAAACUUCAACGGUUUGCCGAGGGCAAGGACAAGAAUCUCUUCGCUGGCGAUAGUGAUGACAGCUCAUACGGAAGGGGUUCCUUGGCCGGCCUCGUGCGGAAAGCCGAGGGCCAGGUUCCAUGGGACAUCUACGAACACCUCCAGACCAUUUACCAGAUCAUCAUGGGAACGCCAGAGGCUAUCCUGGAUACAGCACAGGACUGGUGUGAAGCCACGAUUGGUCUCUUUGGAUGGUGGGAGGAAGGUAGAGGGCAGCAGAGGAGCCUGCGCAUGUCCCGCUCCCAUGGCCUCCGCAUGACAGCUACGCCUGCCACCCCGGAGAGCUACUUUGAACGCCUGUCGCUGGCUUUCCAUACUGCGGUUGAGUCGGACUUCCACUUCAACUCCAUGAACCCUGUUGAGGUUGCCAUCGCUUCUGCUUUUGAGUCAAACUUUGCGGCUGUCAUCGGAAUCCUUCGUGCAUGGUCACUUCCCAUUGCUUCCUCGGUGGCAGAACUUGCCUCUCUUGGUCAGUGGCUACCUAAGCCCGAGCAGCCCAACUUGAUUACGAUGGAGAGCCUGGAUAUGGAGGAUCUGGAGAUGUUGGGAGUGACUCCUCAGACUGCCGACGAUGUAGAGGGCAUCAAAGACACUACGCUUACACAUUACGCACGCGAACUGGCCGGAAUCGAGAGCCUUUCGGAAGAUCGCAGCGGAUGGGAGAUGGCGAUACAGGUCCUUGGCCGGAUGGAUUCAGCUGCGAAAUCAGAGGACAUGGUCGGAGAAUUGCUUCGGGAUAUCCUAGACCAGCUCGAUUCUGAACAAGGAGCCACUGUAGAUAAGGUCUGGAGGAUUCUCAACGAUCUCGGCAUGAUUUCCUAUGCCGAAGAGACCGCAGAGACCUAUGCAGACAUUCUCGGCAAAGACUCUCACAGAUACGGAGAGGCUCUUUGGUACUACGCCCUGGCCCAUAGACCAGGAAAGGUCCGCGAGGUGCUCAACCUUCUCAUGUCGUACUCUUUGCUCCACUCCACGGUCUACCCCCCUGCCAACGACCUGGACGACCACCUCUACCGACUUCUGAACGAGCGCAGUCAAACCCUCGAGAAGUAUGCCAAGCAAGAUCUUGAGGCAGCGAACCUUCUCGGGCGGAUGCUGAGUGGUUACGCUACGCUCCGAAAAUUCUACGAGCUUCGUGACGCUGACGGACUCGCGGAUUUGUCCCCUUACAAGUCUGCCACUCUCCGGAAGCAAGCUGCCUCCGCCCUUGUUGCUGUCAUCGCUAGCUCGGAUGACAACAUUCGGGGAGGCCUUUACGAUGAAACCCGCGACGCCGUUGUUAGCGAGGACUUCAUUCUCGCUCUCUUGGGCGAGGCCUUGCCGUUUGUCAACCAAAACCCCUCAGUCAUUACGCUCGACCAGAUGGACACGCUCCUCAAGGCUGUUGAGGACAUUCAGACAGUCAACUCUACCAUCUUCAACGCAGCAGACGAGUUCUUCAAGCUUGUCCUGGCCUCGACACCAGGAAUGAAGGGUUCCACGCCUGCGGACUUGAUGCGCAAGAGCACCAACUCGCUCAGCGGAAGCAGCUACAUGCUCAGCGGAAGCUCCAUGCUAGCCAGCCAACUUCACCGAUCCAUCAGCGGCGGCAGCGGCAGUGGUUCCUCUCUUGCCAAGACGAAACGCGGCUGGGACUGGAGAUCGGGACUCACGGCGGGCGCGUCGGCCGACGACGUGCUUCGCAUACUUCGAUUGGGUCUUUCGAGGGAUUUGGCGUCCUUGUGGCUGGCCGACGCGGACAAUACGCCCGUGUACUAG
Molecule: messenger RNA, 3312 nt
Organism: Colletotrichum godetiae
Lineage: Eukaryota; Fungi; Ascomycota; Sordariomycetes; Glomerellales; Glomerellaceae
Product: nuclear pore complex subunit Nup85
Exons: 2
Coding region: 1-3312 (1103 amino acids)
Biological process (GO): positive regulation of DNA-templated transcription; protein import into nucleus; mRNA export from nucleus
Cellular component (GO): nuclear pore outer ring
Molecular function (GO): structural constituent of nuclear pore
Source: RefSeq, a predicted model, not a curated record